GUUGGGAAACAUUUGGGUGGGGAUGAUUGAAGUUUGUUAAUUAUGUCCGCCAUGUUGGGUGAAGUGUUUUGCUCCUGUCAAAUUAUUAAAAUUUUCUAAAAAUUAGUGCAUAAAAAUGGAAGAAACAAAAGUAAUAUACCACAUAGAUGACGAAGAAACCCCAUAUUUAGUGAAAAUACCAAUAUCGCCUGAUAAAGUUACUUUAGUGGAUUUUAAGAAUGUUCUUAACAGACCCAACUACAAAUUUUUCUUUAAAUCGAUGGACGAUGAUUUUGGUGUGGUGAAAGAGGAAAUAAUAGACGAUUCUGCCCAUUUGCCAUGUUUUAAUGGGAGAGUAGUGAGUUGGUUGGUGUCAGCUGAUGGUUCAAAUCAAUCCGACGGGGGUUCUCAAUGUACAGACAGUGUUACUCACCAGUCAGAAACUAGGUUACCACCGCCCGCUCCCGAAUCAGUCUGUACAGAUACAGAAAGUAUUAUAAGCUCAAGACAGGGUAGACGACAUCACAAAUACUCAUCUCGUAUAAACGGACAUCUUCCCAGAGUAUAUGAGACUGCAUCUAUAGUUAGCUCUGAUUUAGAAACGACCAGUUUUCAAUCAGAGACCACUGGAAGGCAUACAGCAUUGUCAGAAUGUUCGAGUGUGAGUCGACUGCAUGUCGCCGGCAGAAAAAGGCCGCAACGACGACGGAAACAAAGAUUGCAGGCAAUGUCGAGAACGAGUUCGUAUUCAAGCAUUACAGAUUCCACCAUGUCUUUAAAUAUAAUUACAGUUACUUUGAACAUGGAUACUGUGAACUUUUUAGGUAUUUCUAUUGUGGGACAGAGCAAUAAGGGUGGAGACGGAGGUAUAUAUGUCGGGUCGAUAAUGAAAGGGGGUGCGGUAGCGUUAGACGGCAGGAUAGAGCCGGGUGAUAUGAUAUUACAAGUGAACGAUGUUAAUUUUGAAAAUAUGUCAAAUGACGAGGCUGUUAAAGUAUUACGAGAAGUUGUACAAAAACCGGGACCCAUAAAAUUAGUAGUUGCCAAAUGUUGGGAUCCCAAUCCAAAGGGAUACUUUACGAUACCAAGAACAGAACCAGUUAGGCCCAUUGAUCCUGGUGCGUGGGUAGCACACACUGCGGCGGUGAGAGGGGACCCCGUGGCACGACCUCCCAGCAGUUCAACAGUAUCUAGCUCAUCUAUUGCGAGUACAAUACCGGCCAAUGAACGUGAGUGUCUUCUUGGUCCUGACAUGGACGAACCUAUAUCUGUCAACUCUCCAAUGUCCCAAGUGGUCCAGGCCAUGCAGAGGCCCGACAGCGGUUUGGAGAUUAGGGACCGAAUGUGGCUUAAAAUCACUAUCCCCAAUGCGUUUAUCGGCACCGACAUGAUAGAUUGGCUGCUGACCCACGUGGAGGGGUUCCAGGAGAGAAGAGACGCUAGGAAAUAUGCUUCGCAUUUGUUGAAAGCGGGGUUUAUCCGGCAUACUGUUAACAAGAUUACGUUUUCUGAGCAGUGCUACUACAUCUUCGGCGACCUCUGUUCGGCGAUGACGAACCUCAAAAUACAGGGCGAUACGGAUAGCGUGGGCCCGUUACCGAAUGUGCCCAACUACAUGCCAUAUAGUGGUACUUACAAUCCACUGGAGUACAUGCCAAUGCCAUUCUACAGUGAGAACACAGUAUACGGUUACAAUAAGGAGGAAUCCGCUUUAAGCGGAAGUGGUGGCUCAUCAGGAGGCUCAGAACGUCUCAAAGACAGCGUGGCCGGUCAAAGCAGCGCUUCAGACAGCGACAUAACCUCUUUGGGUCCUCGUUCUUCGGCCAUGCCUAAACCCAGCGGAAACGGCAACGGCAGUUCGAACGGCUCGGAGCAGAGUAGCGGUACACAAGUCGCCAAUACCCAGUCGAAAGAUAUUGCCGGUAGUAGACAAUCUUUUAAGAUCGCUAUGGGAAACCCAUGCGAAAUGUUUGUGGAUGUUAUGUAGAAUGUGAUUCAUUUUUCGUUUUUUUUUUUUUAAUUUUAUUUUAUUUUCAGUAACGCAGCUUUGUUUCUAAUAAUGAUAAACGAUCGCUUCGAUAGUGGGUUAAGAAGAAAAGACCUGGAUACUUUAAUGUUUUUGAAAAGAGAGAUCCAAGUGAUCAUAAUUUGGUUUCAACGUCUAAUAGAGUUGGGCGGUAUUUCACGUACUGUUUCUUAAUUACUGAUAUUUAAAAAUAUUGAUGUUGUGAUCCAGAGAGAGGAAAAGUAAGGGUUAAGUUAAACGAGAUAUCACAACAAAACGUGAUAUUUAUGUCAAUAUAACUAACCUUGUGAUCGCCGUUUCAUUACUUACUUAGCUUUCAAAAUGUAAAAUAAUAAUUACACUAGUGAUAAAAUAUAAAAGCAGAUAAAAUACUUUAAAGAAAAUUGGUUGCCUUAAAAUUUUUAAAUAUUUGCACACGUGGAAUAUUCAUCUUGGUCUUUUUUCUCGUAUCCCUAUCUAAUAGUUCUGAGGUAAUCAUUUAUCAUUAGGUGAAAUAAAACUUGU
Messenger RNA from Psylliodes chrysocephalus, 2509 nucleotides. The record is from the annotation of a GenBank genome assembly. Lineage: Eukaryota; Metazoa; Arthropoda; Insecta; Coleoptera; Chrysomelidae.